UUUGCGUCAGAUAUUGUUCGUUGAAAGAAAAUUUCGCAGUUGGAAAAACGUGUAAUUCUUUUCACGAAUCCUCUCAUCCAGUUCUAACCUCGUCGUAUCUGGCCUGCUGUUUUGUUGCUAAUGAAUUCAACAAAACAAUCAUCGAUUUCCUUUUCGACCAUUCUGCUGGCUAUCAUUUUCGCCGUUAUAAGGGAAUCUCAUGAAGAAUCAACCCCUCGACCGGCGCCAGACAAAGGCCAAAAUGUUUGCGCCUUUGAAAAAACAAGACCGCAGUUAGUGUUACGGAGAAAUGCAACCACUGUGAAAAAAGUUAAAAUUGUCGAUUGUGGAAUUUUUUCUUUCCCUAAACUCCAAUGUAAAGAAGAAAGUACUGAAACCAAAAUUUACUGGUACCCAGUUCGCAAAAUUAUUCAUUUUAACAUGUACGAUUGUUGUCCGGGGUGGAUUGGAUAUGAAUCCAAAGUAGGAUGCAAGAAACGUGUUCCUUGUGGCGUCGCCAUCCCUCAGAAGGUUCCACUCCAUUGCCAUGAAAGCAGAGGAAAAGACAUUGAAAAACACCGAGGACUUUACAAACUGGGUCACGUGAAAAACCUCCCAUUCCCCAUGAGUGACAUUAAUGCUUAUCUCUUGAUCAAUCUUACGCUAUCGGACCCUUUCACGGAAACGUGGAUGAAGCUUUAUGGCUACAUGUUAAAGAAAAACCUGGCACUUAUCCAGAACUAUAGGAAAAUGAACCAAAAAAAUUUCACCAAGAUCUCUGACUAUGAACAAGUUUAUCACUUCUUUCUCAAACAACAACAAAAUGAAGAAAUGGUUCGCCCGUUUUUCCGAUUUCCCUCUCAAGAAGAACCCUUCAAAAGCGUUGUCAACAAUGUCACGUGGCGAGAAGACCGUGUGUUUACUGAACAGCGGUUAGCCGGCCUCAAUCCUAUGUCACUAAUGAAAGUUACCACUGGUCAAGAUCCUAUUGGAGUCAAAUGGUUAGAUCUUGAAAAACGUUUGAAUUCAAACUACGACUGGAACGGCGCAGUCUCGAGAGGUCUGGGAAAAAACACCUUGAUACAAGACGCUAUCACCGAUGGAUCUCUAUUUGUUGUACAGUACCCGGCCUUUGACAACCUUUCCACCGUGCCAGACAUCACAGAGCCCAGGCCCACGCGGAAAAUGUGGCCCGCAAUGUCUCCAAUAGCAUUGUUUGUCUCACGUUCAGGAGGAAAAGGUAGACCUGCGCAGUUACAACCAGUGGCUAUUCAGGUCGAUUCUAAACCAGGCUCCCCAGUGUAUUCUCCGGAAGAUGGUGACCUGUGGGCUCUUGCCAAAGCGGGCUUUCAAGUCACAGAUUUUGCUUAUGUAGAGAUGGUGGAACAUUUACUGAAAACUCACCUCGUGAUGGAGCCAUUUUGUGUGUGCAUUCUGAGACACCUUUCAACACUGCACCCCUUGCACCAACUACUAAAAUAUCACUGCAGGGGCUUACUACCUACCAACAAAGUGGGAUUUCCUAAACUAAUUGACGAUCAAGCAUACAUGCAUCAGUUGUUUGCUAUUGGUAAUACUGGUUCUGUUACCCUAUUGGUACGCGCAUAUCAGACCUUGACCUGGGCCGAUACUAACUUCCGGGCCAAGAAUAAGGCCCGUGGCAUCGACGACCGAAAAAAAUUGCCGUAUUUUCCGUACAGAGACGACGGAGAAGUAAUUUAUAAAGCUAUGGAAGAUCUCGUCAAGGACUACGUCAAUUUUUAUUACUCCGCUGACAGCGAUGUACUGGAGGAUCACGAAGUGCAAGGUCUCGCUAACGAGAUGUCACCUGAGGGGGUGGGGAAAGAAGGCGGAAAAGGAAAGUUGCGCGGUUUUCCAGCCCAAAUAACCACAAAAGCAAUACUGGUUGACAUUGUGACACGUCUCAUCUGGACUUCAACCGCUCAACAUACUGCUGUCAAUUAUCCAAUCUCGGCGUACGGAGCAUUCACCCCAAACAUGCCCACGAAGAUGUACGACGAUGACCGAGUACCCGACGACAAAUUCAAUGCCUUACGAUUGCCGAAUAGCUAUGUUUCAGCAGUUCAAGCCGGAGUUGCCAUGAGCUUGGGUUCUCUUCGUAUCGACCGUCUGUUCGAUUAUGGAGGCAGACUCCCGGAGCAAGGUGGUAGAGUAAUUGUCCAAAAACACUACAACCGACUUCACUCUGUGAUCAAACCCCUCCUGGACAAUAGAAAUACAGAAAGAUUUCGGGAGGGGUACCUCACAUAUCCGUACCUGAGCCCAGCCUGGAUACCAAACAGCAUUUGCACCUAAAUCAUUUCCCAACAGAUAAUUUUUAAUUCCCUUCGGUAUUUGCGUGUGGAGUACAGAGGAAAUUUAACAUCGAUAUCCGAAACCAUGCUCUGAAGAAGUGGCUUAGGAUUUGCAAAAGGAGUUAUUUUGAUCAAUGACGGAAGACUCCGGGCAGUGUUCAUUUUGUAAAGAAAUUCUUUCAGAGCGAGUAAAAUUUUGAGUUGUAAGGAGCUACAUGCUACUGUCUUAGUUAUUUUAGCAGCCCUCUAGACCCAUCAAAUGAUAGUUUGCCGGGGAAAACAAACACCUAAGCGCUUAGAUUGAACCCAAAAGUUAAUAAUGAAACAGAAUCCGCAUAGAGACAAUGAACAAUUUUCAGUAGACAAACUUUUCAUGUUUAAAUGAUAGUCGAUGGACGUUCUCACUAUGAAUUACAAAAUGCCUGAAUGGUUCGGGAAUUUUCUAAUUUUUAUGCGACAUUCAAAGGGAGUCAUCUCUUUAGAAUCGUCUCAAACAUUCAUAGGGGCAUUUUUCAAAGCAUGGUUCUCGGUGCUCUCUCUCUCUCUGCCUCCCUAUCUGUACAGUAAACUAAAAAAUUCCCUCACUGACAAGAUGAUCAAAUUAAGUUUUGUCAGAGGUUUACUGUCAAACAAUUUAUUCCACUUUGCUUUUUUUAGGAUCAAUAGAACUACACUAAUAUGGGAAUGUUAUGCAAACUCAAUAAGGCAUUAGCUGUAUCUGAAACUAUACAAUGUGUGUUUUUCUCGGGGAUUUCAUAACUAAACAGGUUCUAAAUAUCUGGAAACAAUCUAUUAGAGAAAAAAGUGUACUUAAAAUCCACUUGUACUUGUUUAUGAUUUCUACUUAGCGGGAAAUAAAAUUUAAAACCUA
Molecule: messenger RNA, 3165 nt
Organism: Stylophora pistillata
Lineage: Eukaryota; Metazoa; Cnidaria; Anthozoa; Scleractinia; Pocilloporidae
Product: polyunsaturated fatty acid 5-lipoxygenase
Biological process (GO): lipid oxidation
Molecular function (GO): metal ion binding; oxidoreductase activity, acting on single donors with incorporation of molecular oxygen, incorporation of two atoms of oxygen
Source: RefSeq, a predicted model, not a curated record